This is a messenger RNA of Cloeon dipterum, 1322 nucleotides long. RefSeq names its product protein yellow-like. The record is from RefSeq and is a predicted model, not a curated record. The transcript is spliced from 5 exons. NCBI's taxonomy places the organism in Eukaryota, Metazoa, Arthropoda, Insecta, Ephemeroptera, Baetidae. The coding region runs from base 54 to 1151 and encodes 365 amino acids.
CAGAAGUCUAAACAGCAGCAGACCAUCACUUUGUGUUGAAAAAGGCUGGAAGCAUGACUCCGUUCUUCGGCGCCAUUUUCAUGCUCGGCCUUCCAUCCCUGAUGGCCGCCGCCGCCAACUUCACUCAGGUCUUUGAGUGGCCCUAUGUAUUGGACUACGAGUGGCCUUCGGAAGCGAGAAGGGCUCAAGCCUUGGAAGAUGGAACUUUCAACCCAGCGAAAAUUCAUCCUCGUUACAUGGCUGUCUACGGAACAAGGCUUUUCCUUACUCUGUAUAAAGAAGAUGGCGUUCCGGCGACUUUGGUGUCUUUGCAAACGAGCAGCGAGUCCUCUGAGCCCCCGAAGCUCACUCCAUUCCCUUCUUGGGACAUGCAUCUUAAUGGUUCAGGAAACUGCAACAAGAUUCAGGGGGCACAAGGGCUGGAAGUGGACUCCGUCGGCAGGCUGUGGGUGCUCGACCAGGAAAGCUCCAAUUCCAAUUGCAGUCCCAAACUAUGGAUUUACAACUUAAACAAUAAUGAAACAGAACUCAUUCAUCCAUUUUCUUUUCACGACCAUUUUUUGCACGACUUGGUUAUCGACGAAACGGCCAAUAACGAAACCUUUGCCUACAUCGCAUUGUGGUUGAGAAAACACAUUGUCGUGUUUAGUUUGGAAAGAAACCAGUCUUGGAUAGUGGACAUGAUAGAAGUCAAGGUGAAUUCCAUUGCCCUGUCCCCUAAAAAGGAUCAGGAACCGAGACAGCUCUACCUUGGCAGAUCGGGCUUCAAAGAACUGUAUUCGAUCCCCGUCGCCGAACUCCACAACGGAACUACAACUGCAGAACCGGAACUAAUCGCAAACUGGACUGCAUAUAAUUCGUAUAGGAUGCUGAUGGACAACCACGGCACCUUGUACUCCGGCUUUAUGUAUGAGAAUUUCACUUCCACUUGGAACACUUCCCAGCCAUUUAUGGAGCAACCUUUUCAUCAGGUGGCUGGACUGAGAUCUUCCUGGCCGCUUACUUUUGCCUUGGACCAAAAUGGAACUUUUUGGAUGGCAGCGUUUAAUAACGUGAGAAUUCCAAAAUUCAGGCUUUUGAAGGCUCCAGUUGGUGCAAAAUCGUACAUCUACGAGGUCUCACCGCAGAAUCACGAGAGUGAUACUGCCUAAGGUCGGGAAAGCGGAUGGAAGGGAGACCCACCCUGACUGCGUCCACGGCACCUGCGACCAACCCUGGGAGGGCACCUGGCCACCCGCCUUCUUCCGUGCAAAAAACCUCAAAAACGAUUGUAGACUUGGGUAGAGAUUUUAGUUGGAUAUUAAAAGUUUUCUGGGAAAUUA